UAACCACAUUAACUCCCUAACUCCUAUAACUGUAGUAUCUGUUUUACAUUUUCAAUGGGACAUUGUGGACAUUAUAUUUGUUUGUAUAAAAGUUGAUUUCUGGUAUAGUGCAAAUUAUGCAGGGUAGGAAUGCAGCAGGUGAGACUCAAGUUCCACAAGUGCAUGUUCAGCCUGAAAAUGAUGCACAUAAUGUUCAACCAGCAGCAGAGAACACAGAAGAUAUCCACAUUCCAGAUGGUGAACCACUGCCUACACAAGAAUCAACCUUUGAUAAUGCAGAUCAUUUUCAAUCUCAAACUUCAUCUGCCAUGCCCCCAUCGGUGAAUGAGAAUCAAAAUGUCAACCUAAAUGUCAAUGUCAAUCUUAACAUUGACUCUGUAGGUAUUGAUGGGAAUACUAUGUUUUCUCAAACCACUAACAAUGUUGUGCAUCCAAGUUCUGAGACUGAGCAAAUGCAUCAGGGAUCCCCUGCUAGACCUGCUACCUCAGGCAAGCGAGUGAAGAGGACUGCAGGGAGGAAGUUUAUAGCAAGGAAAUCACCAAGGCUGGCUGCAGCUUCUGCAUCCGCAUCUGUUCAAGCUCCAAAGCCCAAACUGCAGAGGGCCUUGUGGAAGCCAUGAAGCAAUAUAUUAGGCAAGAAGCAUCAAUGUAGUUUUGGUCAUGAAAACACCACUCUGUUAUUAUGGCAUUUGUUUUCUUCAGUUAUAUUGCAAAUGCCAUGAUUUAUUAGAGCUUUUGUGUAACAGGUGGUUUUUGACCCUUUUGAGUAUGUAAUAGGGCUAUGAACAAUUUGCCUACCAAAUUUGGUUGGGAAUUUGGUUUUCUA
Molecule: messenger RNA, 826 nt
Organism: Rosa rugosa (rugosa rose)
Lineage: Eukaryota; Viridiplantae; Streptophyta; Magnoliopsida; Rosales; Rosaceae
Exons: 2
Coding region: 117-620 (167 amino acids)
Source: RefSeq, a predicted model, not a curated record